Teleopsis dalmanni is the source of this 1011-nucleotide messenger RNA. Its product is annotated as salivary glue protein Sgs-3-like. The transcript has a single exon. Lineage: Eukaryota; Metazoa; Arthropoda; Insecta; Diptera; Diopsidae. Bases 1 to 963 code for a protein of 320 amino acids. The record is from RefSeq and is a predicted model, not a curated record.
AUGAAGUUUUAUAUAUUUUGUAUAUUGGCAAUAAUUAUUUUUGCACAACAAGAUAUAUUUGGUCAAGCCGAUGACACAACUACGUUGGCACCGGCAACUGAAUCUCCAACCACUGAAGCUCCUACAACUGAAGCUCCAACCACUGAAGCUCCAACAACUGAAGCUCCAACAACUGAAACUCCAACAACAGUAGCUUCAACAACUACAAAAAUUCCAAUUAAAAGUCCAAGUGACAAACCUGGUGGUGUUACUGGGCGUCCCGGUAGAGGUGGACGUACUUCAACAACUGAACCUCCAACAACUGAAGCUCCAACAACUGUAGCUGCCACAACUGAAGCUUCAACAACUGAAGUUCCAACAACUGAACCUCCAACAACUGAAGCAUCAACAAGUGUAGCUCCAACAACUGAAGGUCCAACAACUGAACCUUCAACAACUGAACCUCCAACAACUGAAGGUCCAACCACUGAAGCUUCAACAACAGUAGCUUCAACAACUACAAAAAUUCCAAUUAAAAGUCCAAAUGAUAAACCUGGUGGUGUUACUGGGCGUCCCGGUAGAGGUGGACGUACUUCAACAACUGAAGCUCCAACAACUGAAGCUCCAACAACUGAAACUCCAACAACUGUAGUUCCAACAACUGAAGCUUCAACAACUGAAGCUCCAACAACUGUAGUUCCAACAACUGAAGCUUCAACAAAUGAACCUCCAACAACUGAACCUCCAACAACUGUAGCUCCAACAACUGAAGGUCCAACCACUGAAGCUUCAACAACUACAAAAAUUCCAAUUAAAAGUCCAAAUGAUAAACCUGGUGGUGUUACUGGGCGUCCCGGUAGAGGUGGACGUACUUCAACGACUGAAGCUCCAACAACUGAAGCUACAACAACUGUAGCUUCCACAACUGAAGCUUCAACAACUGAAGCUCCAACAACUGUAGCUCCAACGAAUGUUGCUUUUUAAGAAAUCUGUUUUAUAGAUCUUCUUGAAUUAAAUUCUUGAACUCUUGAG